Messenger RNA from Ostertagia ostertagi, 237 nucleotides. The record is from the annotation of a GenBank genome assembly. NCBI's taxonomy places the organism in Eukaryota, Metazoa, Nematoda, Chromadorea, Rhabditida, Trichostrongylidae.
AUGAUUCUUCUUAUCCGGAAAUCACAACGGAUGGUUGAACAUGCAUUGAACGUUCAUGUCAGCAGUAGACAUAUCGAUGGCCGUGGCUCAGCAGGACGUGGAUGGAAAUAUCGAAGUGCAAUUUAUGGUGUUCUGGGUACGGUUGAGAUCUACGACCAGAUUGAAGCUUUGAAGGAUGCUCAGCCAUUCGCACCUGUCAUUUUGACAGCAGACGCUCCUAUAGUGAAGGUGGUCGAG